ACUUCUUUCCUCCUCCACUCCCCAUUAACAUCACUUAUAUCGAACACAUACACCUCCUAAACCUCCAUUUUUUUUGGCUCUCUCAUUCCCAUGCAUUUCUAAUCUCCUCUCCUUCACAAUCUCGUCGACAGAUUUCAUGGGAAACUGCUUCAACUGGUUCUCUAGGGCGGACACCACGCAAAAUCCUACUUAUGCUUCGAGAACCAUAACCAGCAGGACCGACCCUUCUUCUCUUCCUUCGACUCUGACAUAUUCGAUUUCGUCGAAUCUUUACUCGACUUCCUACAACGGAACCAUCGCCGGCGGAGCUCUUCCGGCGCGGGAACCCGAAGGGGAAAUUCUGUCCUCCAAUUUGAAGGACUUCAGUCUCAACGAUCUAAAAAACGCCACCAAAAACUUUCGCUCCGACAGUCUCAUCGGGGAAGGCGGCUUUGGCUACGUGUACAAAGGUUGGAUCGGUGAGCCGUCGUCGUCCAUGGUGGUCGCGGUGAAGAAACUCAAACCUGAUGGAAUUCAGGGUCACAAUGAAUGGCUGACAGAAGUCAACUGUCUGGGUCAACUCCACCACCCGAACCUGGUCAAGCUGAUCGGCUACUGCUCGGAGGGCGACAACCGGCUCCUGGUCUACGAGUACAUGCCGAAAGGAAGCUUGGACAACCACCUCAACAGAAGAGCUGAACCUCUGUCAUGGCAAACCAGGAUCAAAGUUGCAGUUCAAGCCGCCAGAGGCCUAUCGUAUCUGAACGACGAGUGCAAGAUCAUCUGCCGAGAUGUGAAGUCGUCGAACAUACUUCUCGACUUAGUGAGUAUCAGACAUUCGAUCCUGCAAGAGAGGGUUUCUGAAUCUCACAGCCGGUUUUUGCUCUGUUUCGAUCGAUUGCAUUUGCAGGAGUUCAACGCCAAACUUUCCGACUUCGGCUUGGCUAAAGACGGACCGACCGGCGACGACACUCACGUAUCGACUCGCAUCGUGGGAACCUAUGGAUAUGCAGCUCCAGAGUACAUCGCCACAGGCAGGCUUUCGGUGAAGGCCGAUGUGUACAGCUUCGGGGUUGUGCUCCUGGAGAUUCUCACGGGGCGACGAGCUUUCGACAGAUCAAGAGAGGGAGCAGAGCAGAAACUUGUGGACUGGGCGAGGCCUCAAUUGGGCAACAAGCACAAGCUGCGCCGGAUCGCCGACCCGAAGCUCGGCGGGGAGUAUCCAAAGAAGGGGGCGCUUGAGCUCAGCCUCCUCGCUCAGCAAUGCAUCGGAGAGGAUGCCAAGAAGCGCCCUGCCAUGUCCGAGGUCUUGGCCUCCCUUGAGAAACUGCAAGACGGUCUAAGGCAGAUGAGUUCUAGUUCAGCCGCGCUGUCUUAGGUUCCUACUCCACGGUCUAGGAAACCAUAGCUAUCAAAUUUCUACAAAUGGACAUUGACAUGAUCUUGGAUGUGUGUUUGCUUGAGUUUGCAAAUAUUUACUUGUAGGUGCACAUUGUUUUUUUCCUUCUUCUUUGGGAUAGAUUCAUUUAAAACGGGGAUUGUAUAGAAUCUGUUGUUAAAAUUUGCCUCAUCCAACCAUUUUGAGUGGAUGAUCAUACCUUUUUAUUGAAAUAAUUAAAUAAAAAAGUUCUUGUAGA
Messenger RNA from Zingiber officinale, 1616 nucleotides. Its product is annotated as probable serine/threonine-protein kinase PBL3. The coding region runs from base 137 to 1357 and encodes 406 amino acids. NCBI's taxonomy places the organism in Eukaryota, Viridiplantae, Streptophyta, Magnoliopsida, Zingiberales, Zingiberaceae. The transcript has 4 exons. Gene Ontology annotation, molecular function: ATP binding; protein kinase activity. Gene Ontology annotation, biological process: protein phosphorylation. The record is from RefSeq and is a predicted model, not a curated record.